Molecule: messenger RNA, 3409 nt
Organism: Rhagoletis zephyria (snowberry fruit fly)
Lineage: Eukaryota; Metazoa; Arthropoda; Insecta; Diptera; Tephritidae
Gene: Usp30
Product: ubiquitin specific protease 30
Biological process (GO): protein deubiquitination
Cellular component (GO): nucleus; cytosol
Molecular function (GO): cysteine-type deubiquitinase activity
Source: RefSeq, a predicted model, not a curated record
AUAAAUUUUUUUAUGACAUUGGGCAAGUCCGAUUUGGCGAGGAACAGUCAGAUAUCGAGAAGAAAAUAUGUGAAAAGCUGGAAAAAAUAUAAAUAAACGUAAGAAUUUUGCAAUGGAAGGCGAAAAAAUUUUAAUGGCUGCAGGCGUAACUGUCGCUGCGGUUGUCGGAGCAUUUGUUUUUUGGGGUCCUUCAGGUUCCUCACGUUUGCGACAACGAAGGGGCCAAAUUGCAGGGCUGCAUAAUUUCGGACAAACUUGUUUUUUAAAUACGUUGCUUCAGUCACUAGCCGCUUGUCCCCAAUUUAUAGCUUGGUUGCAGUUAUAUAACAACGCCAACUCGGACCGGAAGAGUCUGAUAUCAUCCCUGUUGAAUACACUUGAAGUAAUAAAUGGCACUCACUCUACUCUGAGAGGGGAUCCCUAUUCUCCAGGUGCUGUUAUGCGCGCCCUUCAUGCUCUGGGCUGGGUUAUACCACAAGAAGAACAUGAUGCCCAUGAGCUAUUCCAUGUAAUGCUGGCGUCUCUUGAAGAAGAGGCUUUGAGACCAAAGAAGGUGGGAUGUCUUUCAGAUGCAUUACCCGCAACCCUAGGUGGUGGGGAUGGAGAUCAACCCAACAGACCAUCAAGCGCUAUGUUAACGGAUUUUCUGAAUACCGACUACGAUGAGUCAACUAACUUAACUCGUUUGGUACGUUCUGAAGCACAUACACCAGAUUCACCAUCUUCAGUAUGCGAGCGAGAGAUGUGCCCCGGUGAGGGCGCAGGUACUUGUACAUCUCCAACUGAAGUAAUGGAGUUUGAUCCGCUAGCAUCUCCAGUGUUGGGUGGAGAACGAGCUAGUCGAGCACGUACAGCACAAAUAAAUAGGCGUCAGUGGCCAGAAGCCUUAAACAAACGUGUUUCCACAUCAUGUCGGUCCUUAGAGCGUCUAAGUCGUGGUCCAGGAAGGGUAUCUAUUUGGUCCGAUCAAAUGCCAGCUCAAGUUUCGAUACCUUUCCAAGGUGCAAUGGGCACACAAAUUGUAUGCAACGGCUGCGGAUUUAAGUCCACUGUACGUUAUGACAAGUUUGACAGCAUUACAUUGAAUUUGCCACCUCAACGUCGAUCAGGUCUCAGCUUGGGACACUUGUUGAGCGAAUACAUAACGUCUGAAGAAUUGAAUGAUGUAAAAUGUGAAUCCUGUAAUGAAACCACCAAUCACACAAAAUCACUGACUUUCGCCAAAUUGCCCGGUUGUCUCUGUAUACAUAUUGCCCGAACAGUAUGGCUGCCAACUGGUCAAAUUUGUAAGCGCCAGGAUUAUGUCCAUUUUCCUGAAAGUUUGUCAAUGGCACCUUACAGCUUUGUUCAGCCGCAUUUGAAUAGUCAAGCCGGCACCCCAUGGGGAUCUACAAUGUCACUUUUCUCUUCUAGUCUACCCAUGAACAGUUUGGGUGGCAGUGGCAUGGAUUCAUAUAGCAGUGCUUUUGGUGCAAUGUUUCCCAAAAAUCUGUACAGACUUUUAGCCGUUGUUGUCCACUCGGGUGAAGCAAGCAGCGGCCACUUCGUAACUUACCGUAGAGGAGCUUUGAGAAAUGCACAUCGUUGGUUUUACACCUCAGACACUGUUGUGCGCGAAGUUUCCAUAGAGGAGGUGCUUAGCGUACCAGCAUAUUUACUCUUUUAUGACCGUGGCCCGCAGCGACGCUAAAGUGUUUAUUGGGGAGGGUGGGAAACUCGUUAAUUUUGAUACUAAAAUCUAGUUUCUAAAGUCAUUCAUAACUUAAGCUAAUUAUAAAAAAGCCUGGUUGCUAUAAUGUGUAGUAGCAAAAAAUAUAAUAUUUAUCAAUCGCAGAGAUCUGCUGCUUAUAAAUGUCAACCUAUUAGUUGUGAUAGUAGUACUGAUAAAUACACAUAUUAGGGCAUGUGCAUUAGACCACGUCAAAAUAAAAAAAUAUCCCGCAAUGCGACCGGCAUAAGACUCAAAUUUAAGCAUUUGAUAUAGUAAUGAUCCUCCAUGAAUCUCAAAUCUCUAGGACAAUUGUAAGAGGUCACGCGUAGAGCAUUUAGUUUUCCCAUAGGAAUUUCAUGUAAGAAAAUUAGUUCUUUUUGAGGUCAAUAUAAUUUUCUAGGAUCAGUGAUAACGCCCGAAACUGUAAGAAUACAUUGAUUACAUGUCACUUAAGUACUAUGCAGGCUCAGAUUAUUUAAAUUCCUAAGUUAUCCUUUUUUAAUACUUUGCUCUAUUUGGGUCAAAUCAAGUAUAUAAAAUUUUUAUUUAUUUUUUGUUAAUUUAAGGAAUCUGAGCAAUGCAUACUACUUAAAUGACAUGUAAUCAAUGUAUGUAUUCCUACAGUUUCGAGCAUUUUCAUUGAUCCUAGAAAAUUCUAUUUACCUCAAUUUCUGAGGUGUUUUUCCUAUGGGAAAACUAAAUGCUCAACGCGCGGAUCUUACAAUUGUCCUAGAGAGGGGAGAUUCAUGGAGGACCAUUACUAUACCAAAUGCUAAAAUUUGAGUCUUAUGCCUGUCGCAUUGCGGUAUUUUUUUUUUUUUGACGUGGUCUAAUCUGCAUACAUAACUUAGCUAUACAUCCCCUACGCAGCAUUUUUUGAUAAUUUUAUAACUUAAUCGGAGCUAUUGGUGAAUCAAUCGUUUUCCGAUUUUCAUGAAAUCUAAGAAAACGCUAACAUUGCAUCCAAAUUGUUGCAAAGGAACACUUGUCUAUUCAAAGUACAUAUGAGUUAUGUUGGCAUGUAGGUAUUCAGAUUCAGUGAAGCGUUUCAGUAGAUUUCACGAAGAAUCGGACACGAUCGUUCGGUAGGAGCGCCUAAUAUCAAAAUGUCAUGGACAAAAAUAUUAUAAGCUCAAUAUUUUCAAAAGUGCCAUUUUGACUAGUCGAUUUAUUCAUGGCAGAUAUGGGUUGCCAAUAAUUUAUUAAACUAUGAAAAUUAAAUAUUUUUAUGGACUGUUAAUUACGCUGAAUAAGUUACUUUUUAUUUGCAUAUAAUUUCAUCAUGUUAUCUUUAACAGCAUUUACUACUCAAUCGAUGCAUUACACGUUUUUUAUAAGUAGAUUUAAGUUAUUUAUUUUGCAGUUGAGAGUUUAACCACAACAACGGUCGUGGAAAGUUUUACUCUACAAUGAAGUGUUUAAAUUUAAAGCAUUUUUUAGGUUAACGAACUUAUUUUGCAACAUCCGUAGAACUAUAUAAGAUUUAUUAAUAAAUUGAAACAAAAUGCUUAUUAUAAAAGAUAACAACCAUUUCUUCAGGCGCACUAUUAAUGUUUAUGCAAACAGAAUGGCCAAUCAUAAUAUUAAUAAUUGAGAACAUAUAGAAGGGUAUCAAUCCACUUUACUACAUUACAAUAUGCGAAUACUUAAUCUCUCAUAUAUUACUAAAUAAGAUUCUUACAAUUCGAAAUAAACACA